CCCACUUAAGCCAAAUUGGACAAGAUUUGGACGUUUGUGUAUCUAAAAGCUUAAAAAAAAAAAGGGCGAUUUUUCCAUGGCGUUGUCGGAGUUUCAGCUAGCUCUGAGCUUGUUGGUCUUGUUGUUCUAGCUGAUUUGAUCAACCCCAUGGUCUUACACGACCUAAUCCAAACUCCAGGUCGUUGAUUGAUUCUUCUCUCUCUCUCUCCAGCUCCAGAUUCUUCUGAUUCGUUUUGUAAUCAUUAUUUUUGUAAGAUUUGAAUCGGUUUUUGGGUUUUGCUAAGCUGAUUCUUGCUGGAUCGAGAGCUUUUGGGUUUUCUUCAAUCUGGGUUCUUUUUUUUUGUUUUCGGUUGUGGAUUUGAGAAUUAGGGUUUUCCGAUUGGGGGUUUUCUUGUUGAUGUUUACCUUUCAAAUUGUUUUCGGAGAUCUAGAGUAAUGGAAUAAUGGCUCGUCUCUUCUUGCCAUCUCUAUUUGUAAUUAGCAUCAUCUUGUUUGUCCAAAGUCGACUCUUUUCUUCGUUAAUCCAUCGCCAUCUAUUGAAUCUGAAGCAAAUCUGAGAAUCUACCAAACUCCCACGCCUGUAUUUUGCUUCCACGAAUAAUAUAGAUCACACGGUGAGUCGGAGACGGAGUACAUAUUGUUCACCGCAAGUGAAAGCAAUAGCCUUUUUGUUUAUUGAUGGGUGAGGAGUUAGCUGACACAAUGAACCUGGAUUUGAAUCUUGGGCCUGGUCCUGAGUCUGAUCUCCAACCUGCACCAAACGAGACUGUGAAUUUGGCCGAUUGGACUAAUGACCCGCCUGACAGAUCUUCUGAAGCUGUGACGAGGAUCAGGACUCGCCAUAGGACGCGAUUCAGACAGCUUAAUCUCCCUAUCCCGGUUCUAUCUGAAACCCAUACCAUGGCUAUAGAACUGAACCAGUUGAUGGGAAGUUCUGUCAAUGGAGCUGCUUUGCAGACUGGUGAGGGUAGUGAAAGAGGCAAUGAGGAUCUGAAAAUGUGUGAGAACGGCGACGGAGCCCUUGGGGACGGUGUAUCGGAUAAGAAAGCGGAUAUCGAGAAAAGCAGUGGCAGCGACGGUAACUUUUUCGAUUGUAAUAUAUGUUUGGAUUUGUCCAAGGAGCCGGUUCUUACAUGUUGUGGCCAUCUUUACUGUUGGCCUUGUCUGUACCAAUGGUUACAAAUUUCGGAUGCAAAGGAAUGUCCGGUUUGUAAAGGAGAGGUGACCUCCAAAACCGUGACACCGAUCUAUGGGCGUGGAAACCACAAAAGAGAAAUUGAAGAGAGUUUAGAUACUAAGAUCCCCAUGAGACCACACGCGAGACGCAUUGAGAGCUUGAGGAAUACAAUUCAAAGGUCGCCUUUUACAAUACCGAUGGAAGAAAUGAUUAGACGUAUACAAAAUAGGUUUGACAGGGAUUCAACCCCGGUCCCUGAUUUUAGUAACCGCGAGGCAUCGGAAAGAGUCAACGAUCGAGCCAAUUCGAUCCUUAACCGGUUGAUGACAUCUAGGGGAGUUAGAUCAGAGCAGAACCAGGCUAGUGCUGCAGCAGCAGCCAUUGUCGCAGCAACAGAGGAUAUCGAUCUGAAUCCAAACAUUGCUCCUGAUCUUGAAGGAGAAACCAACACGAGAUUCCAUCCUCUGUUGAUAAGGAGACAGUUACAGUCGCACCGAGUUGCAAGGAUCUCGACUUUCACUUCAGCGUUGAGUUCUGCUGAGAGGCUUGUAGAUGCGUAUUUUAGGACUCAUCCAUUGGGGAGGAACCACCAAGAGCAAAACCAUCAUGCUCCUGUUAUGGUUGAUGAUAGAGACUCAUUCUCAAGCAUUGCAGCUGUUAUAAACUCUGAGAGUCAAGUGGACACUGCAGUUGAGAUUGAUUCUAUGGUCACUCAUUCGACAUCGUCUUCGAGGAGAAGGAAUGAGAAUGGUUCGAGGGUGUCUGAUGUAGACAGUGCAGAUUCUCGUCCGCCUAGGAGAAGGAGAUUUACUUGAGAAACAUAAAUAAAAGAAAGCUUUCAACCUGGAAGCUGACGAUGAUGAUGAUUAAGAAGAAGAGAAGAAGAAGAGAAGAAGAAGAUUGUGUAACUUUAUUUUUCCUGUGUUGCUUGUUGGUUUGUUGUAAUUUGUUUUGUAUUUUUCUCAAUAGGGAUGGUUUUUUUAAUCGAAAAUUUUCUUUUAUCUU
This is a messenger RNA of Arabidopsis lyrata subsp. lyrata, 2182 nucleotides long. RefSeq lists its product as uncharacterized. Gene Ontology annotation, biological process: ubiquitin-dependent protein catabolic process. Gene Ontology annotation, cellular component: endoplasmic reticulum. The record is from RefSeq and is a predicted model, not a curated record. Bases 679 to 1992 code for a protein of 437 amino acids. Gene Ontology annotation, molecular function: ubiquitin-like protein conjugating enzyme binding; ubiquitin protein ligase activity; metal ion binding. Lineage: Eukaryota; Viridiplantae; Streptophyta; Magnoliopsida; Brassicales; Brassicaceae. The transcript has 2 exons.